Messenger RNA from Leptopilina boulardi, 6253 nucleotides. RefSeq names its product transcription initiation factor TFIID subunit 1 (gene Taf1). The record is from RefSeq and is a predicted model, not a curated record. The transcript is spliced from 13 exons. Lineage: Eukaryota; Metazoa; Arthropoda; Insecta; Hymenoptera; Figitidae. The coding region runs from base 299 to 6025 and encodes 1908 amino acids. Gene Ontology annotation, biological process: RNA polymerase II preinitiation complex assembly; transcription by RNA polymerase II. Gene Ontology annotation, cellular component: transcription factor TFIID complex. Gene Ontology annotation, molecular function: histone acetyltransferase activity; TBP-class protein binding; RNA polymerase II general transcription initiation factor activity.
AGUGCGAUUGACAACUGUCUGAAAGUCUCCAGUUAUUAUUAAAUUGUUUAUAGAAUUAAACAAUAUAAACAUUUAAAUGAGUACUAAAAUGUAAAGUGAAAAAAAAUCGAAGAAUGUGAAUCAAUUUAAACAUAAGGAGAGAGGAAAGGAAAGACUGUUAAGUAUUCCUAACCUCUAAUAUGAAAAAUUUAUUCGAAAAUUUUUUAAUAUAUAAAAUUUAGUACUUAUAAACUAAUAAUCGAGUAUAAAAGAGAUAAGUAGCUUUUAUUUCAAUAAGUCGUUUAAUUAGCAAAAUAAAAUGGAUUCAGACGAAGAGAACGAUAGGGAUGAUGGAUCUAUCAACAUGACUGGUUUUAUGUUUGGAAAUAUUGAUAAAAAUGGCGAAUUAGAGGAUGAUAUUCUUGAUUCUGAAGCAAAACAACAUCUUGCUUCUUUAAGUCAUUUUGGAAUAAGUUCACUUUUACAAGAAAUGUUAAUGGAUGAUAUUGAUACCAAAAAAUCAAAUGAAGAUGACAGUGAUAAUAAAGAGGAAAAAGAAAGUGAAAAAGACAAUAUUGUUACAAGUGAUAAAGAAGAUGAUUAUCAGGAAAAAUCACCAUCAGCUUUUGAUUUUUCUGACAUUAAUGAAUUAGCCGAUGAUAAUUGUGAAGAGAAUACAAACGAAAUGUUUGAUAAUAAGAAACGAACAGAGAAAGAAAAUUCGGAUUACGAUGCAGAUGAUGAGGAACCGUUUAAUAAAUCCGAUACACAAUUAAUGCCACCGCCACCAUUGCCAGAUGAAAAAGAAAUUUUAACACCCGAAGAGGCGGAAGCUGUUAGAAGACGAAAAUUAGAAACACCACUUGCAUCAAUGCUACCAUCAAAAUAUGCAAAUAUUGAUGUAACUGAAUUGUUUCCCGAUUUUCGGGCAAAUAAAGUUUUACGUUUUUCCAAACUUUUUGGUCCAGGAAAACCGAGUAGUUUGCCACAAAUUUGGCGUGGUGUUAAAAAACGUAGGAAAAAGAAACGUCAUCAAGAGAUUAGAGAUUCUGAUUCUGGUUCGGAUCAAGAGUCAAGAAAAUCUAAAUUUAAAGGAUGGGUUAUGCAGUAUGGACCAGAACCAUCAGCGGCUGAAUGUCGAUCAGAUGACGAGGAGAAGCUAUUGAAACCAGUUGAAGAUAAGGAACAAUCGGGAAAAUCUGGUGAAUUUGUCGAAAAUGGCGAUAUGGGUCCAAAAGUUGCCGAUUGGCGUUUUGGUCCAGCACAAAUUUGGUACGAUAUUCUUGGAGUACCGGAAACUGGAGAUGGUUUUAAUUAUGGAUUUAAAACAGCCGAAAAGGAAGAACAACAAGAGGAAGAAGUUGUAAAAGAGGAAUUUGCUGACGAUGCAUUUUUGAUGGUUUCUCAAUUGCGUUGGGAAGAUGAUGUGGUAUGGAAUGGAGAAGAGAUAAAACAUAAAGUAAUGCAUAAGUUGAAUAGUAAAAAUAAUGCAGCUGGUUGGGUUCCAUCGAGUGGAAAUAGAACAGCUCAAGCUUUUAGUCAACCUGGAAAAGGAGCUCCAGUUCCAGUUGCACCAAAUGUUCGUCUAGCUACACAAAUAAUGGCGCCAUCGCAAAAGAAUAAAUUGCCACUUUCAAAGGGUGCUCAGCAAAUAAGAGAGGAAAAUUACGACGACACAUGGUACUCGAUAUUUCCAGUGGAGAAUGAAGAACUUGUUUAUGGUCUUUGGGAGGAUGAAGUUAUUUGGAAUGCGGAGAGUAUGAAAAAAAUUCCCAAACCAAAAAUAUUGACACUUGAUCCAAACGAUGAGAAUAUUGUUCUUGGUAUUCCGGAUGAUAUUGAUCCGGCUUUGCUUCAUAAAGAACAUGGACGUCAGCCAAAGGUUAAAAUUCCCCAUCCUCAUGUGAAGAAGAGUAAAUUAUUGUUGGGAAAAGCCGGUGUGAUUAAUGUCCUUGAAGAGGAUACUCCACCACCUCCACCAAAAUCACCGGAUCGUGAUCCAUUUAAUAUUUCAAAUGACACUUUCUAUUUGCCACGUUCUUCGGAAACUACAUUGAGAUUAAAAGUCGGUGGUGGAAAUAUAAUUCAACAUAGUACUCCCGUUGUUGAACUACGUGCACCAUUUGUGCAAACCUACAUGGGACCAAUGCGAUUAAGAAAUUUUCAUCGUCCUCCAUUGAGACGUUUUAGUCACGGACCACUUGCACACGCGGGUCAUCAUCCCGUUUUACCGCUAUUGAAGCAUAUUAAAAAGAAAGCAAAACAUCGUGAACAGGAGAGAUUAGCCUCAGGUGGUGGUGAUGUUUUCUUUAUGAGAACACCCGAGGAUUUAACUGGUCGUGAUGGAGAAAUUGUUCUCAUUGAAUUUUCCGAAGAACAUCCACCAUUGAUAAAUCAAGUUGGUAUGUGUUCGAAAAUGAAGAAUUAUUAUAAAAGAAAAGCUGGUAAAGAUCAAGGGCCACAAAAAUAUAAAUACGGUGAAACAGCAUACGCUCAUACGAGUCCAUUUCUUGGUAUUCUCACACCCGGUCAAAGUAUACAGGCAAUUGAAAAUAAUAUGUAUCGUGCACCAAUUUACGAGCAUAAAAUUCCAUUUUCCGAUUUUCUUGUAAUAAGAACACGUCAUCAAUAUCAUAUUCGUGAAAUUGAUGCACUUUUUGUUGCCGGACAAUUGUGUCCACUUUACGAAGUACCGGGACCAAAUUCAAAACGAGCAAAUAUCUUUGUACGUGAUUUUCUUCAAGUUUUUAUCUAUCGUUUAUUUUGGAAAUCAACGGACACACCACGACGAAUUAGAAUGGACGAUAUUAAAAAAGCAUUUCCAUCGCACAGCGAGAGUAGUAUUCGUAAAAGAUUGAAAUUAUGCGCCGAUUUUAAACGUACGGGAAUGGAUUCAAAUUGGUGGGUUAUUAAACCGGAAUUUCGUUUACCAUCAGAGGAGGAAAUAAGAGCAAUGGUAUCGCCUGAACAAUGUUGCGCUUAUUUUAGUUUAAUUGCCGCUGAACAGAGAUUAAAAGACGCGGGUUAUGGGGAAAAAUUUUUAUUUACACCACAGGACGAUGACGAUGAGGAAAUGCAAUUGAAAAUGGAUGAUGAGGUUAAAGUUGCACCAUGGAAUACAACACGUGCUUAUAUUCAAGCAAUGAAAGGGAAAUGUUUAUUACAACUUGCGGGUCCAGCAGAUCCAACUGGAUGUGGUGAAGGUUUCUCAUAUGUUCGUGUUCCAAAUAAACCGACAAUUAGUAAAGAAGAACAGGAAGCACAACCAAAACGCACUGUCACUGGUACCGAUGCGGAUUUGAGAAGAUUGUCCCUAAAUAAUGCAAAAGCAUUGCUUCGUAAAUUCGGUGUUCCUGAAGAGGAGAUUAAAAAACUUUCCCGUUGGGAAGUAAUUGAUGUGGUACGAACAUUAUCCACUGAGAAAGCAAAAGCCGGUGAGGAAGUAAUGACAAAAUUCUCACGAGGUAAUCGUUUCUCAAUUGCAGAACAUCAGGAAAGAUAUAAAGAAGAAUGUCAACGUAUUUUCGAUUUACAAAAUCGUGUCCUAGCCUCGUAUGAAGUUCUCAGUACCGACGAGGGCGAAAGUUCCGAGGAAGAUAGUUCCGAUAUUGAGGAAAUGGGUAAAAAUAUUGAAAAUAUGCUGUCGAAUAAAAAAACAAGUACACAAUUGUCACUCGAAAAAGAGGAACAACAACGUCAUGAAUUGCGUAAAAUGUUAAUGGACGAGAAUCAAGAGCAAGAUAAAAAGAAUCGUGAGAAGAAAAAAGAUGAUGAGGAUGAAUCGCCAGUGAAUAAUUUAGCGCAGCCAGGACGUGUAUUAAAAAUUUAUCGUACAUUCCGUAAUCCUGAGGGUAAAGAAUUCACGCGAGUUGAAACUGUUCGCAAACCGGCUGUUAUUGAUACAUAUUUAAAAAUUCGUAAUUCCAAAGACGAGACAUUUAUCAAACAAUUUGCAAUAUUGGACGAGGCACAAAAGGAGGAAAUGAAACGUGAAAAACGACGUAUACAGGAGCAAUUGAGAAGAAUUAAACGUAAUCAAGAACGUGAACGAAUGUUGGCGGGCAAUUCAAAUACACCAUUUAGUUCGGCAAAUUUACUUGAUCGAAGUAAUUCCAGUACACCAUUAACAUCCAAUGCCAGUAUCCUUCCAUUAUCAAAUUUUCCUUCUUCUACUCUUACUCCUAAAUCUAUUAGAUCUGAUACAAGUACACCAAGACGUAAAAAACCUAAACUUAAACCAGAUUUAAAAGUUAAAUGCGGUGCUUGCGGUAAUGUAGGGCAUAUGCGUACUAAUAAAGCUUGUCCCCUUUAUCAGAAUGGUACAGCGACAACAACUCCAGUCAAUGUGGCAAUGACCGAGGAACAGGAAGAAGAAAUCGAGAAACAACUCAAUACCGAUGAUCAGGAUCUUGUCAAUGUCGAUGGAACUAAAGUGAAAUUAUCCUCAAAACUUAUAAAGAUUUUGGAAUCUCAGCACGCAGAGGAAAUGAAGAAACGCACCUUGCUGUUGAAAGUACCAAAGGAUGCUGUAAAUUCAAAGAAACGAAGAAGAAUAACUGGUGAUGAGCAUUGUGAUUAUUUGAAAAGACAACAAAGGCCAGCAAAUAGAAGAAGAACAGAUCCUGUGGUUGUUAUGUCAACAAUGCUUGAAAAUAUUUUGAACGAGAUGAGAGAUUUACCGGAUGUACAACCAUUUUUGUUUCCUGUCAAUGCGAAGUCUGUACCAGAUUAUCAUAAAAUUAUUGAAAAACCAAUGGAUUUACAAACAAUAAGAGAUCAUUUACGACAGAAAAAAUAUCGUAAUCGAGAAGAAUUUCUUGCGGCUGUUAAUCAAAUUGUGGAAAAUUCAGCAAUUUAUAAUGGAAGAAAUAGUUCAUUGACAGUGGCGGCAAAACGAAUGUUAGAUAUUUGUGUUGAAAGACUUCGUGAAAAAGAAGAUCGAUUAAUGAGACUUGAAAAGGCAAUAAAUCCUCUACUUGAUGAUAAUGAUCAAGUUGCACUUUCAUUUAUUCUCGGUGAUGUUAAUAAUAAACUUAAAUCAAUGCAAGAUUUAUGGCCAUUUCAUAAGCCAGUCAGUAAAAAAAUGGUUAAAGAUUAUUAUAAUGUAAUUAAAAAACCAAUGGAUCUUGAGACAAUUUCGAGAAAAAUUGCAGCUCACAAGUAUCAUAGUCGUCACAGUUUUCUCCGAGAUAUAGAACAAAUUCUUGAGAAUUGCCGACGAUACAAUGGAAAUGAAUCGCCAUUUACUCAAAAAGCUGAAUCAAUGUUAAAAAUUUGUACAGUUACAUUGGAUUCUUAUGGCGAGAGUCUUACAAAUAUUGAAAAUAGCAUUGCAUUGGUACAAAAGCGAGCAAUGGAACAAGCUGAUAUUGAUUCAUCUUGGUUAGGACCAGAUGAAGACAAUUAUACAAUUGCAGAACCUGAUUUUCAUGGGAGCCAACCAAGUUCUCCGGAAAAUAUUUUUGAUAAAUCUCAUUUGGACGAUUAUAAUUUCGUCGAUGUCGAAGGAGACAUUGAAGGAGAAGUUGCUGGACCAUCGAAGAAAAAAGAUCUUCUCGAAGAAGAUCUACAGUGUUCAAGUGAAGAUGAAUUUGACGAAGUACCAUUUAUUGGUGAAGAACCAACAGAUCACGUGGAAAUGGAUAAUUUACAAUUUGAAGAAAAUCGUGAUAUGAAGGUGAAUUAUCAAGGACUCGAUAGAAUUGAAUCGCCAAUGAGUGAAAUGAGAGAUAUUGAAAUGCCGGCAGACGAUGACAGUCAACAGGCAGCGGAGGCAAUGGUCCAAUUAGGAAAUGUAGGAUUUUAUACUGGAGAACAACAACCUAUUCUUCAGCAAGAUGAAAGUAUGGACGUUGAUCCAAAUUACGAUCCAUCAGAUUUCUUAUUAGCUGGUCUACCAGCGAGGGAAAAGAAAGAAGAAAGUAAAAUUCAAGACGAUUUAGCAGUAUCGGAAUCAGAAGAUGAAAUUGAAACAAAAGAUGAGCCUAUUCUUGAGAAAAAAGAACUGCCAUCAAAUGAAGAAGAUGGAGAGGAUAUAUGGUUUUAGUUCAUUUGUUACCAUCUCCGCUUAUUUGUACAUAAAUUAGUUUUUAAAUUAUUUCUUCUCUUUGGAAAUUUAUCUUCAAUUAUUAUAGACAGUAAAUUAAUUAAUAAUCGUUUCAAUUAUUAUUAUAAAUAAUUAUUAUAAUAAAUAAUAAUGACGAUUGUUAUUAUAAAAGAUAAGUAAAUAAACUCACCGUUUUGUUGAAAAUAAAUAUUUUUCACUUUAAAGACA